CACCAACCGCCCGCCGCCGUCGCUCCUGAUUGUACCUCUCCCUUUGCCUGAAACCUCUCUUCACGACAGCCACCGAAUAUUCUCGACGAUCUUAUCUCGACAAAUAUCCCCACAACGUCGGUAUUCACUCGUCAGUCGCUUCUCAAGGCGUCUAGCAAUUUUGGGACCAGCUGCAGCCCCUUCACCGUCGAUCUAUUUCCCUUUGGUCAAGCACUACAUUUAGUCUUACGGGGACCACUCUCAAAGACGAUCACGACCACGAUUAUAGUGACAACGCCCACGACGCCAACGACGCCGACGUGGGCGUGUUGGCCCCUCUGCAGCUGCUUUCGAUGAGGUCUUGGCCGCCGAUGACGAUAUUUCCGCCCGCCGAGUCCCAACCCCUACCGUACCCGUCGUCUCUGCCUGGGUGUAUCGGAGCGGAAUGGCUGCCUCAGUGAGGGUGUCAGGCCCGCCAAACAGUAGUUUCUUGAUAGGUUAUCCAGGAAUAUCGGCUACACUGCCACGCAUAGAAGGAACCGUCGAAAUUAGGCCCUCACAGGGCUAUUCGAUGCCCGUUGCCAUAUCUCUGGUCAGGAUAUGUCUUCAAAGACGAGAAUCGAUACAUCCGGCUGCCGACAACAUGGCCAAGAAGCACUUGGGAACACCGCGCCGUGAAACAACCGAUAUUGUUGGCAAGGAACACCUUUUGUUCCGGUGUCCUGACGGCAAGGAGUCCGAGAGUGUCAUCGCCAUGGACCUUCCUUUCGUCCUCUUUAUCCCUUUUGGUCGAGGCGGCGAGGAGACCAACAGGAGGAUUCCCCCAGCUUCACUCCAGCUUCCUAGUCGAACUGCCGAGACAUAUUACGAGCUCAUAGUUACCGUCCAGCAAGGUGCCAGCCAUCAGAACAAGUACCACUUCCCCCUGCCGCUGCAGAGGUACGAUACCCUCUCGACGUUCGGCAUGUACAAUCGCCCCGAAUCCAAGGUUGCGACAGCAGAUAACAUUGUGACUCUCGGGAUUUCAUUGCCGCGCUGGAGCUACGGACCACUGGACCCGAUUACCGUUUACAUAAAACUUGCCCCAAAUCCAGACUGGCUGAACAAGGCCAAGCGGGUUACAAUCAACAAGAUCACGCUAAGCAUAGAAGAAGAAAUUACAUACAACCCAGAGGGUGAUGAGCCUCAGAAAAAGGUCAACAGGAUCUCCAAGCACACGCAACCGGUCGGGACUAGGCUUCCCGAGGCCGGUUACACUACAAAUCUUGGACUCGUGUUCCCGUCGCGAGAUCUCAGAGACGCCGAGGGGGUUAUGCGUCGAGGAGAGCCAUCCAAGUUUCCAAACCACGAGGUGACUUCAUUCACCACGACCUCGACACUGUACAAGGUGGAGUUCUUCCUCACAAUCAAGGCAUCCAUGAGCUCCGCACGUGAUAUUACUCUCAGGCAGCCCAUCGUCAUCUGCCCAAUGGAUCAGCAAGCCUGUAAGGAGGAAAUCGAGGCCAUUGAGCAAGCGGCUAGGGAUGCUUCACUUGUCGAUCCAAACCACCCGUAUACGCCAGCCAAGACUAUUGUGUUGGCUAGUCAUGAGAACUCUCUUCGACACCUGGGUCUGUGUAUUGUGGGCGGGCAAAAGAAACCAUUGAUCGAAUGAGCAGACCCCGCAGAGCUCGAAGCUGCUUUGGCUCGCUUAGGGGGUUUAAGGAAACAAUCGACUGGCGCUCCAAGAGCCAAAAGUCCGGUCUGAUUUCCACAGGGCACUCCUGUUGCCUUGAAAAGAGCCGCGCCGCGCGCUUCGACACACAAGUCAUGGCGCGCCUUUGACAAAACUGUGGUCGACAUACGGUUGCCUUGGCCUGAACGCAACCACACGCCAUUGGAGCAGCUGAUCUCUGGGCUGCAAUGUAAAAGAAAAGACGAUACGAAAGUCCAGGGUGGAAGCGAAAGUUCUUUUGACAGCUCAUGAACCAAGUUGUCGCUCAUCAUCACCGUUGCUGGUCGCUGUUUUCACGUGAGUCGAACGCAGGCUAUGCUUCGGGCUGCAGACACAGUCAACUAUAGAGGGCGGCGCUAGGCCGGCUCUUGGUCGUCUCACAGUUGCCCUCGGCAGCACAUUGGUGGUCCGAUUUCCACUAGGCUAUCACUUCCGGCGUUGCAUGAAUGGUUAAAUCAUCCCAUAAAGCAGGACCAGGUUGCGUUGGACAGCAUCCGACACACCCACCCAGCAUAGACUUAUGCUCCUACAAUCAUUGGAGUAGCAUGUUUCACCCUACACUAUUCCAACUGGGGAAACCCAUGUGGUAGAAACUCUGAUUCUAUAUUCAGAUAGACGGUUUCCGUUUCACACAGCAUGGAUUUUAUUUGAUACCACUUUCUCAUUUCCCCUCCAGUGACAGAUCGACUGACACCGGUGUUCACAUAUCUUACUCUUUACUAUCUUUUUUUUUUUGGCGUGAGAGCUUGGACAAUGAUUGGGUCUACUACACCUUCUGCUUUUCUGGGCUUUAGGGAUCUACAUAUUCGUCUAUGGCGUGGUGUUAAGGCUGGCUUUAUGAUGGGAAGAUCGUUUGAACAGGCAGGCGUGUGGACAUUAUUAACAUGAGCAUGCUAAUAAAUCUUGUUUUUAUUGCAACGCUAUUCAGUAGGAAAUUCUCGGCAUAUAUUGUGCAUGGAGGCAAGCUAUGGUAGUUGAUAGCUUGGAAUAUAGAAGACAUGGUAUAAUUGAGCGCGAGAUUUUUCGUUCGCCAUUCACGCC
Messenger RNA from Pyricularia grisea, 2734 nucleotides. RefSeq lists its product as uncharacterized. The transcript is spliced from 3 exons. Gene Ontology annotation, biological process: division septum assembly. NCBI's taxonomy places the organism in Eukaryota, Fungi, Ascomycota, Sordariomycetes, Magnaporthales, Pyriculariaceae. The coding region runs from base 425 to 1633 and encodes 402 amino acids. Gene Ontology annotation, cellular component: division septum. The record is from RefSeq and is a predicted model, not a curated record.